Messenger RNA from Pimephales promelas (fathead minnow), 1681 nucleotides. NCBI's taxonomy places the organism in Eukaryota, Metazoa, Chordata, Actinopteri, Cypriniformes, Leuciscidae. The record is from RefSeq and is a predicted model, not a curated record.
GCUGAAUGAUGGGAGGUACUGUGUCUGUUCAGGUGUUACAAGAGAAAGAGGAAAUAAACCAGGAAAAAUCUCCUUACGAUCGAACAAAUUCUAAUAUCGACACAAUUAUUUUAGACACUCUUGAGACACAGUGAAUGUUGAGUUGAAGGAUCUGUCUCAGAGAUGUUAAUUUGUUUGACUCUCCUCCUUGUUAGUGGUAUUACAGAUUCAAGAUCAGAGCAGUUUGUAGUAGUGGGACCUGCAGAUCCUGUAUUAGCUGUCGCUGGUGAAGAUGUGAUUCUGCCCUGUUCAGUCAAUCCCAGCAUCAGUGUUGUGGACAUGAGAGUGGAGUGGUUUAGACCUGAUCUGAAAGACUCAGUUCAUCUCUAUGAUGAGCAUGAAGACAGAAACGCAGAUCAGAUUCAGUCCUACAGAGGGAGAACAAAACUGAUCCAUCAAGAACUACAGAGAGGAGACGCAUCACUCAAACUCUCAACAGUCCGAGUCUCUGAUGAAGGACGUUAUAAGUGUUUUAUUCAGUCUAAAUCCCGAUAUGAUGACGUCACUGUUGAUGUCAGAGUUGAAGCUGUAGGACGUCCUCCAGUGAUCACUGUAGUUGGGUUUGAUGGUUCAGGAGGGUUUCAUCUACAGUGUGAAUCUGAAGGUUGGUAUCCUGAACCUGAUCUUGAGUGGCUGGACAGUGAAGGAGUCAGUUUGAGUUCAGAAACUACAGAGACACACAGAAACACAGACCGAUUCAAUGUCAAACACACCAUCACUGUAUAUGACAGUAACGACAAGAUUCACUGCAGAAUCAAACUGAGACAUCACAUGCUGGAGACACUGAUCAACACCACAAAUAAUAUGUUUAUUUCUUGGAGGACAUCAGUCAUCCUGAUGUCAGUUUUUGUUGUGCUCGUUGUGAUUGCUGGAAUACUGAUUGCUGUGUUCGCGCAUAAAAACAGAGCACACGAUCGACUACAGAAUGAGAACAGAAGAAUUCAGAAUGAGAAAAGAAGCAUUCAGGAUGAGAAGAGCAGAAUACAACAUGAACGUGAUCAACUUUUACAAAGUCAGAAAAUGAUUCUACUACAAGCUGUCUCACAAUUAAGAAAACACAUGGCAGUGAAAGUGACUCUGGAUGCUGAUUCAGCUCAUCCACGUCUCAUCGUGUCUCGUGACGGGAAACAAGUGAGAUGUGAAAACAGCCAGAACGCAGUGGAUGAUGGAGAACACAGGUUUGAUAGAUAUCUUGGUGUUCUCGGGAAGAACGGAUUCUCCUCAGGGAGUUUUUACUUUGAGGUUCAGGUGAAGGAUCAAACUAAGUGGGAUUUAGGAGUGGCCAGAGAAUCUGUUGACAGGAGCGGCUGGAUUGAUCUGAGUCCUGAUGUUGGACACUGGACUGUGAGACGGUUUUAUGAGAAGUAUUGGGCUCUUGAGUCUCCACCUGUCUCUCUUUCUCUGAGAGUGGAUCCUCAGAGGAUCGGUGUGUUUGUGGAUUAUGAGGAGGGUCUCGUCUCCUUUUAUGAAGUGGAGUCCACGUCUCAUAUCUACACUUUCACUGGUCAGUGCUUUAACAAGAAACUCUUUCCAUUUGUUGGUUUGGGGUAUCAGUAUAAUGAUAACUCCACACCACUGAUUAUCUGUGAGGAUUAUUAAUGAGGUCAGUGAAUGAAAUUACACGAUCAAAUUAAAGGGACUC